Linum tenue is the source of this 843-nucleotide messenger RNA. NCBI's taxonomy places the organism in Eukaryota, Viridiplantae, Streptophyta, Magnoliopsida, Malpighiales, Linaceae. The record is from the annotation of a GenBank genome assembly.
AUGUCGGAGAAAGUAUUCCCAGCUUCGAAACCGGCGGCAAAUGGCACGGCCGGGACCAACGGCGCCGCCGCCGCCCCGGCCUCCGCCGCCACCACCACCGUCCCCAACCCAACUGCCGCCACUAACAAAUCCCACCUCUACAACCCAACUUCACGCCUGCCGUACCGCCCCCAGCCCCACAACCGACGGCGCCGAACGCGGAGCGGGAGGAGCAUCUGCUGCUGCUGCUGCUUCUGGACAAUUCUCGUGAUCCUCCUGCUCCUCCUGGUGGCCGCAAUCGCCGGCGCCGCGCUGUACACCCUCUACCGCCCCCACCGCCCGGCCUUCUCGAUCCCGUCCCUCCGAAUCCACCGCCUGAAUCUCACGACCGCCGCCGACUCCGCCACGUCCCACGUCUCCACGCUCCUCAACUUCACGGUCAUCGCCAAGAACCCCAAUUCCCACCUCUCCUUCUCCUACGACCCAUUCACCGUCAGCGCCUCCUCCGGCGACGUCUUCCUCGGCAACGGGACCCUCCCGGCGUUCUCGCUGAGCAAGAAGAACGAGACGAGCCUGAGGAACGUGGUGGUGUCCGGGUCGAACGAGGUGGACGCGGAGUCGGUGAACGGGCUCAGAUCGGAUCUGAAGAAGAGGAAUGGAGUGGCGGCGCUCAAGAUUCAGCUGGACACCAAAGUGGUUGUGAAGGUGGGGAAGGUGAAGACGAAGAAAGUGGGGAUUCGGGUCACCUGUGAGGACAUUAAAGGGACGGUACCGAAAGGUAAGGCUCCUCCCUCUGUUGCUGUAACUGCUGGGUCCAAGUGUAAGGUGGAUCUGAGAAUCAAGAUCUGGAAGGUCACUUUCUGA